Exophiala spinifera is the source of this 2340-nucleotide messenger RNA. RefSeq lists its product as uncharacterized. Gene Ontology annotation, molecular function: hydrolase activity, hydrolyzing O-glycosyl compounds; carbohydrate binding. The coding region runs from base 1 to 2340 and encodes 779 amino acids. Gene Ontology annotation, biological process: carbohydrate metabolic process. The transcript has a single exon. Lineage: Eukaryota; Fungi; Ascomycota; Eurotiomycetes; Chaetothyriales; Herpotrichiellaceae. The record is from RefSeq and is a predicted model, not a curated record.
AUGAAGUUCACAGACGGAAUGUGGAUGAACCGCAAUGCGGUGACUCCCAACUGGAUGGGCAAUGUCGAGAGGGUUAAUGUCGGUGACAAGAAGGUCGAACUCCUUCUCACAAAACCACAACGACAUCGAGGAGACACUUUAAACGUUGGCACAAUUUCAGCCGCCGUCCGUUCUCCUAUUGAAGGUGUCAUAGCAGUCAGCUUCUCACACUGGACGGGUGAGGCAGACUCGGGCCCUAACUUCCCACUGUUUGAGUCAAACCCUCAUCCCACCAUCACUCAUACCCAAGGCAAAAGCCUCAGCUUUUCCUGCGGACCCCUUAGCCUGGCCAUCAACACCGCUCCAAAUUCUCUCUCGUUCAGCUAUUUCACCAACUCCAAACGCCUGACGGGCCACUCUUUCCGCUCAAUAGCCUUUGUGACCUCCGCCGACACGCCCAGAUACAAGGUAGAAGAGGGCCUGUACGCCGAGCAAGAGAACUACCUGCUUCUCGAACUAGAUCUCUCCGUUGGCGAGAAGAUCUACGGCUUGGGCGAACGCUUCGGGCCCUUCGUCAAAAAUGGCCAAGUCGUCGACAUAUGGAACGAAGACGGCGGCACCUCUUCCGAGCUCGGGUACAAGAACAUCCCUUUCUACAUCUCGAGCCGUGGAUACGGUGUAUUCAUCAACAACCCAGGCAAAGUCAUGCUAGAGAUCCAAUCUGAGCGCACUACACGGAUCAACGUGGUCGUCCGGGCCGAAAGCCUUGAAUACAUGGUCGUCGCAGGCCCUAGUCCCAAGGAGAUCCUGAACCGCUACACAGCACUAACCGGUCGUCCUGGCCUCCCUCCCUCAUGGUCUUACGGUCUUUGGCUCACGACGUCUUUCACGACGUCCUACGACGAAAAGACAGUGACAUCAUUCGUCGAAGGUUUCAAAGAACGCCAAAUCCCCCUGAGCGUGUUCCAUUUUGACUCGUUCUGGAUGAAAUCCUUCCAGUGGUGCGACUUUGAUUUCAACGACGAAAGUUUCCCCGACGCAAAGGGAUACCUUGCCCGGCUCAAAACCCGUGGCCUCAAGAUCUCGGUGUGGAUCAACCCCUACGUUGCCCAGGCCUCGCCCUUGUUUCUCGAGGGCAAACGCAACGGCUACUUCAUCAUGCGCUCCGACACACCCCGUCCGACGGUAUGGCAAUGGGACAAUUGGCAGGCGGGCAUGGCGUGCGUGGACUUUACCAACCCCGCAGCGUGCAAAUGGUACGGCGGCCACCUGAGACGACUCAUGGAUCUGGGCGUGGACAGCUUCAAGACGGAUUUCGGCGAGCGCAUCCCCUUCCUCUCGCGCCAGGUCAAGUACCACGACGGCAGCGACACGGUGCGCAUGCACAACUUCUACGCCUACCUGUAUAACAAACUCGUCUAUGAAACCAUGGCUUCCGCGGGUCAAGAUGCCUGUCUGUUCGCACGCGCCGCCACCGCAGGCACCCAGCAAUUCCCCGUCCAUUGGGGCGGUGACUGCGAGAGCACAUUCGAAGCCAUGGCCGAGACUCUUCGCGGCGGCUUGUCGCUGGGCUUGUCCGGUUUCGCGUUCUGGGCGCACGACAUCGGCGGUUUCGAAGGUCUACCUGACCCGGCACUGUACAAGCGCUGGGUCCAGUUUGGCCUCUUGGGAUCUCAUUCACGUCUACACGGUAGUUCGAGCUAUCGCGUUCCUUGGAUCUACGACAGGGAUAAUUUUCCAGGCGAGGACGAAGCGUGCAGUAAGGUCCUCAAGGAGUCUGUGCUGCGCAAAAUGGCUUUGAUGCCGUAUAUUCUCCGUCUGGCGCUCGAGGGGCAUCAAAGGGGAACGCCGAUCAUGAGGGCCAUGUUCCUCGAGUUUCCCGACGACUUGAACGUAUGGACGCUGGAUACACAGUACAUGCUUGGAUCGGAGAUGUUGGUAGCGCCUGUGUUUUCUCAGGAUGGCGACGUCAGCUUCUACGUGCCCAACGACGAGCGAAACAAGAGUCCGUCUCCUGCCGCUGCUGCUGCCGCUACCGCUAAAUGGAGGAGUUUCUUCGACUCUACGAAAACAUACGAGUCGGGUAGGUGGUAUACGGAGAAACAUGGGUUUGAUACGCUUCCCAUCCUGUUGCGGCCCGAGGCUGUGGUGCCGUACAAUCCGGAAAUGAAAGCCCCCGAGGGAGAUAUCACGAAUGGAUUGCAGGUAUGGAUCAAUGGUCCUCUGAGUGACUCUCGGACAGUAGAAAUGGUCGAAACGAGCGCCGUGGAUAAGGUUGCUCUGUCGUUCACAAUUGACAACAAUUUGCAGGUCAACGGGGCUAAAGGUGAUGUGAAGGUGGUGGAUGUGACCAAGGGCUAA